This is a messenger RNA of Solanum stenotomum, 851 nucleotides long. RefSeq names its product non-specific lipid transfer protein GPI-anchored 21-like. The record is from RefSeq and is a predicted model, not a curated record. NCBI's taxonomy places the organism in Eukaryota, Viridiplantae, Streptophyta, Magnoliopsida, Solanales, Solanaceae. The transcript has 4 exons. Bases 1 to 714 code for a protein of 237 amino acids.
AUGGAAGGGUUCAAAUUUUUGAAGAAUUUUCGACGUUUGGUACCAUUUUUAGCCAUAGUGUUGAUGAUUUUUAGCAUACAAGUAUCAGGGCAAAUUAGUACAGCAUGUAGUAGCGCGAUGCUAAGUAGCUUUAGCCCUUGUAUAAAUUUCAUGAGCAAUAAUGGUUCAGGUUCACCAACUUCAGCUUGUUGUCAAUCUCUUAAGGACCUUACAGCCAGUGGCAAAGAUUGCCUCUGCCUUAUUGUUACUGGAAAUGUUCCUUUUAAAAUACCAAACAGAAACGUCGCGAUUACCCUCCCCAAAGCUUGUAACAAAGAUAGUGUUCCCAUUGAAUGCAAAGGUUCUUCUACUCCUCUUCCAGCUCAAGGUCCAGCUGCCUUAUCACCAUCAGGAUCUCCACGAUUUCGGAAUCCUAGACCACCUCAAGCUCCUAGUCCUGACGGUGAUGAUGUUCCUGAACCAUUCAAUCCUCCUUUGGGACCAGGAGGUGAUACAACACCAGGCUUAACACCACCAUCACCAUCAGGCGGCGGAUUGGGAAAUCCUUACAAUGGAUUUUCACCGCCUUCUUUAACAGAUGACGGAUCUGGAAAUACUGAUACAGGUUCAGGAUUUAGGCCUAAUUUAACGCCUUCUUCUGCCCCGGAUUCACGGAGACUUUCAGUAUUUGUUGUUCUAGUAGCCUGUGGAGCAAUUGUAUUGAACUUAUACUGAAUUGAUUCUUAUAGUAUAUGAACAUUAUUUGGAGUGUGAUGAAUACAUUAGUGGAUAGGUUGUAAACAUUUUUUUGUUGUUUCAUUUUAAUCAAUUUGUACUGGCAUUAUAAUGAAUUUUUUUGGGAGUCCUGAAAU